ACCCAACUGUAUUCGCCGGGGAAUCAGCGGUGUUGGAACUUGAAAAGUGGAAGCCCACCUCUGUCUCCGACAUGCUUUCCUCCUGGCUCCGGCGGAGCGCAACUAUAGCGACCCAAGUGAUCCAUGGCCUUUCGUUCCUCAUCACCACUUCCUACUUCCAAUCCCAUAGAAGAAAAGCAAGAAGAAAACGAAAUUGAAAGAAAGAAAAGUCGUACAAGAUAAGGGAAUCCCAAUUUCAACUUUAUUCGAAUUCUUAUAGAGUCUUCGCCAGAUCAAUCACCCUAAGAAUAAUACAUAGUAGAUAUGAAUCGAGAUUUGUCGUCUAUGUGAUUGAUUGAUGGAGGAGGGAGAUCAAUAUGAGCGUCAUCAAUAGCGUAAUGGGUGAGGAGUCGUUCGAAGACCCCGGAACGCCCCUUUCCGCCAUAGCAGAUGCGUUUGAGGAGCUCGCUAAGACCAUCUCUACAAGCUCCGAAGACCUUCGCUUGGUUCCUUUCUCUGAUGCUUGUUCUCUUGUUUCUGUUCUCUUUGGAUGCCUUGGCAUCGCUUUCAAAUUCGCCGAGUUGGAGUACGUCGCCAAGGUGCGAGAUCUAGUAGAAGCAUCAAAGACAUAUGGCACUCUAAAGAACAUUCUUGAUCAUGAUAUUGCAAAUGACUCAGUUAGAACCCCGGGGAGCCAUUCACGUAAUUUACGCAGAGUUAGACAGGGUCUUGACCUCAUCAGAGCUUUGUUUGAAAAUUUCCUUACAUCUGAUGAUUUAUCUUUGAGGGAAGCAGCUUCAACAGCAUAUGCACAGGUCUGUGCUCCAUACCACAAAUGGGCAGUUAGGACGGCAGUUUUUGCUGGAAUGUAUGCACUUCCAACAAGGCAACGACUUGUGGAGCAGCUAAAUGAAACAGACCACUCGGUAGAGAAGGAAAUGAAAAGGUAUAUUGAUGCCUCCCUUCCAGUAAUAAAAUACAUUGAUAAGCUUUACAUUUCAAAGAAUAUCAGCUUGGACUGGUGACCUGAUCUGUCGUGGUUGGUUAGCUCAUACCAUAGCAACUGGGAAGUCCAUCACCAACUUCUUUUGCAAUUAGGUAUAAGAAAGUGAAAGUCUGCAGCUUUUGCAAGACAAGUCAACUCCACAACAGCUCAUAUUUUGCUCCUUAGAUUUUUUGUUCUUUGGGAUGUAAUACUAUUCCUGGUUUGGGUGAAUUUAGAAAUUUGGAUAUUUGAUGUGAUGCACUGUCAUGAUGGACAGCUGUGAUGCCAAGCAUGGUCAGUUGUAUUGAAUAUUUCAAGAGUACUGAGUACUCCAUGUAUAAACAAUUUUCCAUUUCUAGGUAA
Messenger RNA from Macadamia integrifolia, 1327 nucleotides. Its product is annotated as ACD11 homolog protein. Gene Ontology annotation, biological process: ceramide transport; intermembrane lipid transfer. Bases 357 to 1004 code for a protein of 215 amino acids. Lineage: Eukaryota; Viridiplantae; Streptophyta; Magnoliopsida; Proteales; Proteaceae. Gene Ontology annotation, cellular component: membrane; cytoplasm; cytosol. The record is from RefSeq and is a predicted model, not a curated record. The transcript has 4 exons. Gene Ontology annotation, molecular function: ceramide 1-phosphate transfer activity; ceramide 1-phosphate binding.